Molecule: messenger RNA, 1392 nt
Organism: Drepanopeziza brunnea f. sp. 'multigermtubi' MB_m1
Lineage: Eukaryota; Fungi; Ascomycota; Leotiomycetes; Helotiales; Drepanopezizaceae
Source: RefSeq, a predicted model, not a curated record
AUGGACGCUUUGUGUAUGCACCUGGGUGUACAGAAUUCAAGUCGACGCAGGUCAAGGUCUAGCAGUCAUCUGUCCUCGACGGCCGCACAGCUUCAAGGAUUAAACAUUACCAGCCUGUCGUCGCCUUCAGACGAACGGAGUAGGAGCACAUCAGGCAUUCAAUCCAAUCCCGAGUCUCGCGCUUCUCCAAACCCCGACUUCUUCAACCAGGGCUCCGCCUAUUCUUCGCCAAAAGAUAUCCUCACUGCUCCUGUUCCACAGCAGUACACAUCCUUUCCACUUCUCUCUGACAGUGACCUGGAUGGCAACUGGUCCUACCUCAGCGCAAGUGAAGAACCUCCUCGGUCUGCACCCUUACACGGACUCGAUACUGCCCAGGCUUUCUCCAACAAACAUCAACAUAUUGGCGACCACAGCUCUGUCUGUUCAGAGUCCAAUUCUUCCAACAUGAGCACUCUUGGGAUCCAACAGUUCGACUCUCGAUUUGACGCCAGCAUGAAUUCUGACCUCCGUCACACAUAUUCAUGGCCUCCAUUCGAUAUGAACGACCAGCAGUUCAUCUCCCAGAGCCAGAACCUGAUCCAUGGACAAUUCUCACAUCUAUAUGAUGAGCCCAAACUCAUGUCUUCUUACUCGAGAUCUCUUUCAUCCAGCCCUCCUCGAUCCAGCUUUACUCCAGAACAGCGAAAACUGAAGCGCCAGCGUGAUCUUGAUCGAAGAGACUCUAAAUCACGUGCAAGGAGGGAUAGAUCAAUGAGCAAUACCAGCAACCGAAACCCAUACAUCGUAUCUCAGAACGGCUCGCCAGAUCUGUUACCUGGGACACUCCCAGAUUACACGAGCAACCCUAGUCAAUCUCCUCUCCUCUCACAAGGGUCGCUGCACGGUUCCCCAGCUCUAGGCAGCAACGACUUCCUCGGGCCUUUCAUCCCUCCUCUCAGUAUUCAUGGACAAUCAGACAUGUAUUGCCCAGUUUACGCGAUGGGACCAAACGACUUUCCAUCAGCUCCGGCCUACCCUAUUCCUUUCUCCAACGCCGGAGGAGAGCCCGACAUGCAAGCAUUUGCCAGUCGGCCACAUUCUAUGUCUCUACCAUUAUCUCCUGAUAUGGUCAGCAUGUACGGGACUCAGCAGGCGAGCCCGAAGGUGGGAUCAUCGGAACCCGGCGACCAUGUACGAGUGGUCCACAGCCGUCCCAAGCCACAGUGCUGGGAACACGGGUGCAAUGGAAGACAAUUCUCCACAUUUAGCAACUUGCUCCGCCAUCAGCGAGAAAAGUCGGGCGCAGCACAAAAGUCCAGCUGCCCAAACUGCGGAGCCGAGUUUACGAGGACUACAGCACGAAACGGACAUAUGGCGCACGACAAGUGCAAAUCGCGGAGGGAAUCAUAG